CCAUGGCAUUAGCAAGCCAAUAUGGCGGUAGACAGUAGGGACUUGAGAAAUUAGAAGACUGAAUAUACAAUUUGAUUGUAAAUGUUUAUAUAUGUUUUAAGAUUGUAUAAUGAUGAGUUAAGACUUGUGACGUGCAGUUUGCACACGUCACGGCCUCAUGUGCCUCACGAGAAGACUGCAACAGAAGACUGACGGCCAGAAAGCGCCAGAUCUAAUAGUGCAAGACUGAGCAGGUUGGGCGACGAGUAUGGCAGAGUCGCGAGAAGCUGACGCUGAUGCCGAGGCAUCUGCAGCGGAAUCCGAGGUCCCGGGAGCUGGAGCUGAGGAGGCUUCUGGCGAAGUGGUGGACAGUGCAGCAAGUACGGCGUCCACCUCCGUCGGGGCAGCCACGCCCUCCAGCAAAGUUCAGCAGCAGCAACAUCAUUUGACGAGUUACAGUCGUCAGAAUCGCAACAUGAUGGAGAAACACCGACGCGACAAGAUGAACGCGCACAUCAGCAACCUCGCGCUGCUGGUGCCCACUGUAGCGAAUUCUCCAAAGAAAAUGGACAAGACAAGCAUUUUGAGAUUAACUGCUGCUUUCCUUCGACUGCAUAAGUUUCUGACUACGAAAUCCGAGAGGAUUAAGAGAUUAGGGCUCCCGCACUACUUGAAGACCUACAACCUGUCCCAAGCUCUGAUGGAGGUGCUGGAUGGCUUUAUGAUCAUUGUCUCAUCCACGGGAAAGAUACUGUUCGUCACUCAUACCGUGGAGACGUUACUCGGCUAUCCUCAGAGUUACUUGAUGGGGCAGUCAAUGCAUUCCAUCAUCUGCCGUGAAGAUCACGAUGUGCUGGACAAGAACUUAACACCUGACUUGGAUCUCAUGGCAGCCGAACAUGGUGUUUCUGGUCAAUUGUCACUUGGUGAGGACAGCAGCAGUUCAGGGGACACCUCCAGUUCAUCAUCACAGAGUGCUAUGUCACCCCAACAGCAGCCCGUGUCAUCUGCCCCCUCGUUGCAAGACAUCACAGGCCCCAUUCCGUCUUUGUAUCAGCAGCGCCGGUCCUUCUAUCUGCGGAUGAUUCAGAAAGCUGUUUCUCGUAGUGAGCUCACCCAGUAUGAGUUGGUCCAUGUGCUGGGGUUCCUCAGCGUACCACAGCGACCGACACCCGGGCCUUCCACACCCUCUCGCACUCGCAACCGUUCGCGUGAUGGCAGCAAUGCAGGAUCGGGUAAUGACAUCGAUACUGUGCUGAUCGCAGUCGUUCGCAUGAUGCGUGAUAACAGUGUUGCUCAGCGCUCACUACUUGAGCCAAGUAAAGAUGAAUAUGUGACUCGGCAUCUCAUUGACGGCCGCAUUAUUUACAGUGACCACAGGAUCUCGGUGGUGGCAGGCUACAUGGCCGAGGAGAUUACAGGAGAGUCUGCCUUCAAGUUUAUGCAUAAGGAUGAUGUACGCUUUACAAUUGUAGCUCUACGACAGAUGUAUGAUCGUGGUAAAGGGAGUUAUGGCAGCAGUUGCUACAGGCUUCUGUGCAAGACCGGCCAGUAUAUUUACUUGCGUACUCAUGGCUACCUUGAGUAUGACAAGGACAGCCAGAAGAUAGUUUCCUUCAUAUGCAUCAAUACCCUUGUGUCGGAGGAAGAAGGUGUGCAACUUGUGCGAGAGAUGAAGGCUCGGUUCUCUGCCAACAUCUUGACAGCAUCUAGCCAGCAGCCAGCUCCACUUCCUCCCGCUUCCAUCCCGUCCACUUCCACUGUCACGUCUGGCCCCCUGGAAUCAGACCUGUUGGAGGUAGCUAUUUCACAACUUAUUUCCAACAUCCCUGCAACAGAGGAUGAUCAGGGUGGAGAAGAGGAGAGGCGCCCUGAGGUAUCAGAUACCCAAUAUAUGAAGGUUGUACACUAUUCGAAGGCUCUUCCUCCUGCAACAAUACAGGCAGCAAAAGUGGGCCUUGACCCACUUAUGUCAUUGUCUCAUGUGGGGCCUACCUCACCUACAAGACCACUUACUGUGACCAUCCCUGGAACACCUUCAAGGGUACAGACAGAUUCUGCUUGGUCUAUGGUGAAACGUGAAUCUGUUAUAACAUCUUUAGUGUCUUCUGUUAAGACAGAGCAUGUUCCUCGACCUCCACCACCAGUGCCACCUCGAAGGCAAGAGACUGUUGUGGUUAGUGUACAGGCAAAUCAGGCUGGAAAUAUGCCAGAGUGCAUGACAGGGUUGAGAACACAAGCAAAUCCAGUGUUGAAGCGGACAAGUAACAUUGCAGACUGUGAGGUACAGAGUAGUUCUAAGCGUCAGCAUGUGAGCUAUGCUCGGCGAAGGGAAAGACGCCCCACUGAACCUUCAGCCCAACUUCAUCUUGAGAGUCCCACAAUGGAUGAACCUAGGAGGACACCAGAUGAACAGCUUCGACUUAUCAUGAUGCGAGACUCUCUUGUCACGAGUCCUCCUGCUAAUUCCCUCUUACACUGUGUUGCAAGGGGAUUCUCAGAACCCAGUGCACCGAGUCCUGUUUCUCCAGCAGUUGGUGAUUUUGUUACUCCUGAAUUCCAGCGCUCUGAAUUCCAGCGCUCACCAGGGAACUUCACUGUAAAAAUAAAUCAAACUCUUGUUCAUAGUCCCAACCCCACUUCCCCCAUUGCUCCCAUGAUGUACAUACCGCUCAAUGUAAUAGCUGGCACCCCCAGUCCAGGCCCACAGUCUCCUGUUCGUGGCAGCAAUAGCAUGCUGGAGUUCAGCCCAGCACAUUUUCUAAACAGUGCUCACUCUCCUUCAUCUCAGCUCCCCACACAAGUGACUUCUUUUAGUGUAGAUGUAGGACAUGGAAAUUUCUUGGACAGCUUUGGUCCUCCAGGGUCACAUUCGCCUCCCCACUAUACCUCCAUCGGCAGCUAUGGUCUAGGGCGGAGUAGUGGUGUCACAGAUGCAGGGGAGAUGACCAGUAUGCUCAGUCCUGGUGACUCCUUUUCCUCACUGGGAACGCUGGACACUGACCUGACCGACCUUCUGGCAGGCAACACCAGCAUGCUGCUCCCUCCUACAGGUCAGCUAUUUGAUGAUGUGGGAUUGGUAUCAGAGCAGCCAUCAGUCAAUGAACAACUCCCUCUAGUAGAGCAGCGGCUAGUGCAGACUCACCGUGAGCUUGGUACCAAUCUGCAGCUGCAAAGACGAAACAUCAACCUGAUUGAAGAGGACAUGCAGCAAUACCCACUUAACAUUGCCAGCAAAGUGCUGAGACCACAGAUCUCACAAAUCAAGGUAAUUGUGAGUCACUUUUGCUAA
Molecule: messenger RNA, 3271 nt
Organism: Zootermopsis nevadensis
Lineage: Eukaryota; Metazoa; Arthropoda; Insecta; Blattodea; Termopsidae
Source: RefSeq, a predicted model, not a curated record